CCAAUUAUACAGUUGUUGUUGGCCCACCAAAAAAGAACCCAACCUCACCCAAGGCGUUCCAUGCGUGCGAGAGGGAUCAGAACGAGUUUGAGACAGUUAUCUCAAGUUCGAAUCUUUGGAAAAAUUUCUAAACUCGGACAGAUAUUUUCACUUGAGUGAACCGUUUGAGAAAUAAAAUUACGGUAUCUGAGAAAUCACAGAGCUAUGGUUGCAGUUCUACUUCUCAAUCCUUAUGGGAAUGAAGGGUUUGCGAAGCCUUGAGGUCUGGAAACUAGGAGUUGUCAACUCUUUGGAUGCAUUGAAACUGCAGGAAAAACUGGCCUUGGAUAGAAAACUUCAUAGGAGAUGUGAUACUAUUCUUCUGUCUUUGCAACACCCCCCUACAUACACUGUUGGCAAAAGGCAAACUGUUCACAAUUUGUUAAUCCCCCAAUCCGAGUUUUUGGACAAAAUUGGAGCUGAACUUCACUACAUGCGAAGGGGAGGAGACAUUACAUUUCAUGGUCCCUACCAGGCCAUUUUGCAUCCUAUCAUAUCGCUCCGCACCAUGGGACUCAAUGCUCGAUGUUUUGUGGAGAAGAUUGAGUUAACCAUGAUUGAACUGGCUGCUACAUACUGUGUGAAAGCUUGUCCUGGACAAAGUGGUGAGACUGGGGUAUGGAUUGGAGAAAGGAAGAUAGGUGCGAUUGGUGUUCGGAUAUCAAGUGGAAUCACUUCUCAUGGGAUGGCAUUUAACAUUGAUCCUGAUUUGAGCUACUUUAAGCACAUUGUUCCCUGUGGAAUUGCAGAUAUAGAAGUAACAUCUUUGAGAAGGGAGACAGAUUCUGUUCUUCCUGAGGAAGAAAUAAUACAGGAGCAGUUGAUUUCAUGUUUUGCAAGAAUCUUCAGUUAUAGGGACCUAAUCUGGAAGGAGGAUGCUUCAAUAUUUUUUUGAUAAAGAAACUGAAUGAGAUUAAGCUAUUUUAGCUAGCAGAUAAUUGUAUAACAUUUGUUUUUUUUUUCUUUCUUUCGUUCUUUGAGAAAUCUUGCAUGAUAGUACAUAAAUGGGUUAAAUCCUGUGCAUUCUGCAUUUGUUUGUUUUAUUUUAUUUUUUCUGAUUUUUUGUGAUAGACUGAUAGUUGAUAAUGAUCAACCUAAUUCAAUAGAUUGAUUCCA
This is a messenger RNA of Glycine soja, 1155 nucleotides long. RefSeq names its product octanoyltransferase LIP2, mitochondrial-like. NCBI's taxonomy places the organism in Eukaryota, Viridiplantae, Streptophyta, Magnoliopsida, Fabales, Fabaceae. The transcript is spliced from 3 exons. Gene Ontology annotation, cellular component: mitochondrion. Gene Ontology annotation, molecular function: lipoyl(octanoyl) transferase activity. The coding region runs from base 233 to 934 and encodes 233 amino acids. The record is from RefSeq and is a predicted model, not a curated record. Gene Ontology annotation, biological process: protein lipoylation.